This is a messenger RNA of Dibothriocephalus latus, 237 nucleotides long. The record is from the annotation of a GenBank genome assembly. NCBI's taxonomy places the organism in Eukaryota, Metazoa, Platyhelminthes, Cestoda, Diphyllobothriidea, Diphyllobothriidae.
AUGCUUAACCUUAAAGGGCAAUCGCUUACGCACUCCGCACUUCCUGCCGUUGAUCCACGCAAGACGAGCAACCAGUCUAACUACUCUGCCAGCGGCGACGGAAACGAUUUUAGCCGCCUAAUUGACCUUGACAGCACGACUAUGGCCAACAUGGAGAAUGGUAUACUUUCGAAUGAAACACUGUCGGAGCUGAUCCAGGUGGAUAAUCGUCGCAGGGACCAUGAUGAAGCCACUUGA